UUAGUUUUGUUAAAUCGUAUCUUAAGUGUCCUAAGAAACAGUAGAGACAUUAUAAUUGAUGUAAACAGACUUUAGUUUCGGCCACAAUAGAACAGUGCAACACAUGUAUUUCUACAUUGUGAUUCAUUUUAUAUUUGAAGAUCUUAAACUCAACAUUAUGAAUACCUCCACAAUGUCGAAGGAAGACUUUGCAGAAUAUGAAGCGGCAGUAAUGCUGUGGAAAAUAAUUCCACCAUUUCUUAUCGUAUUCGGAACUACAGGAAACGCAAUAACGAUUUAUGCGUUACUACAGAAACGUCUUAGAAAUUCGCCGACGCCUUUGUUUCUCGCUACCUUAGCACUUUCGGACAUUCUUGCAUUGACUACUGGAUUAUUGCGGCAGUGGAUAAAGUACACAUUUGAUGUGGAUAUCAGGGAGGACUUUACGGUAUCAGGAUGUAAGUUCCAUUGGUUCAUUGUGUAUGUUGUGACACAAUUUUCGUCAUGGAUGCUUAUUUGCGUAACCGUGGAACGAGUCAUCAGCACAUUUUUACCACAUAAACGACAUGUUUUUUGUCAAAUGAAAUUUGCCUAUAUCUCAGUUUGUGCAGUACUCUGUUUUCUCAUGACAUUGAACGCCCAUUAUUUGUUCGGAUAUGGUGAUGUAAGUCGACAUGUAGGCAACGGAACAAAGGAACAAAGGUGUGUCCCAACGACAGAACAAUACGAUCAUUUCAUAAUUUAUUCCUGGACUUGGAUAGACUGGUGUGUCUUCUAUCUGAUCCCACUGCUAGUUCUACUUACAGGUAACAGCCUGAUUGUAUAUAAAGUGUUCAAAAGCCACCGUCGGUGUCAUGGUACGGUCACAUCAAAUACAAACCCGUCAACAGCAGUACAAAAAUCAAUAUCUAGUCUGACAUUAUUAUUGAUGCUUGUUAGCGUGUUAUUUAUUAUCUGUGUAACACCUAUAGUUGUCUAUCCGAUUGGUGAUCCAUACUGGAGAGAAGGUACUUCUGAACAUAAACUGGCUAAAUUGUUUCUUAUUGAAACGAUUGCAAACCUAUUGAUGUAUUUAAACCAUUCUGUAAACUUCUUGGUAUAUUUUCUGAGUGGGUCAAAAUUUCGGAGCGAAGUCAACAGGAUAGUAUGUGUACAUGCUACUGGACAUGCAUCGACCGUGUCAGGGUCGUUUAUGUCAACGAAAAAUUAUGACUUAUGAAAAUAAACAUUAUAACUUUGCCCUUGGUUUUUAGCUUGUUAAAAUGUUUUAACACAUAUUUAGACAGGUUUGCGUUCAUCAAGUCGUACGUAAGAAUAUGACUGUUAUUGCUUUUUAUGUCUUCCCUUCGAUGUGAUUGAAAUGAUUAACAUUUUCUCAAUAAAUCUUACACGAAAAACAGAAAAAGAAACAGUAUUGUUUCGACGUAUAUCUUUUCUACAGUUUUCAAAUUUAUAACACUUUUGCUUUUGUUGGUACUAUUCAGAACUGUUCUAAUGUAUUGCCUUAUGCUGUUGUCUUACCUGAAUAAAAAAUAUGAAAAUAUAAAUUGUCAACUUUCCUAGAUUUAAUUAGAAUUGAACAUAAACUGUCGUAAAUAUAGAUAUUAUUGCAGAUGUCGGUCGGUCGGUCGUAAUGUAGACCAACUGGUUUCCCGAUGACAACCAAAGAUCACGAAAGUUAAUAGGGAGGUUUUCAUGACCAGCAGAUGGUCUCUAUUGAUUUUGAGGUCAGUAGGUCUAAGGUCAAGGUCAGAGUGACCCGAAACAGUUAAACGGUUUCCGGAUAAUAACUCAAGAAUGCUUCAGCCUAGGAUCAUGAGUGUUGACAGAGAGGUUGGUCAUGACCAGCAAAUGAUCCCUAUUGAUGUUGAGGUCAGGAGAUCAAAGGUCAAGGUCACGAUGACCCGGGACAAUUAAACGGUUUCCGCGUGAUAACUCAAGAAUGCUUGGGUCUAGGAUCAUGAAAGUUAAAAGAGAGGUUGGUCAUGACAAGCAAAUGAUCCCAGUUGAUUUUGAGGUCAGUAGAUCAAAGGUCAAGGUCACAGUGACCCAGAUCAUUUAAACGGUUUCCGGAUGAUAACACAAGAACGCUUGGGCCUAGGAUCAUGAAAAUUGAUAGAGAUGUUGAUUUUGACCAGCAGAUGACUCCUAUUGAUUUUGAGGUCAGUAGAUCUAAGGUCAAGGUCACAGUGACCCAGAUCAGUUUCCAGACGAUAACUCAAGAACAAAAAAAAUUGAUAGGGAUGUUGGUCUUGACUAGCAGAUGACCCCUAUUGAUUUUGAGCUCAGUAGGUCAAAGGUCAAGGUCACAGAACAGUUGAACGUGUUUUGCCAAAUAACUAGAGAGUGUUUUGGUUUAAGAUCACAUUUGAUACAGAGGUAAUUUAUGACUGGUAAAUGACCCAUAAUUAUAGAUUUGAGGUCAGUACGUCAAAUGUCCAGUGCUCAUUGUCCAAAGAAUUUCUGUUCCUUGUGCAGUUACUGAAUGCACCAAG
Mercenaria mercenaria is the source of this 2474-nucleotide messenger RNA. RefSeq names its product apelin receptor B-like. Lineage: Eukaryota; Metazoa; Mollusca; Bivalvia; Venerida; Veneridae. Bases 104 to 1198 code for a protein of 364 amino acids. The transcript has a single exon. Gene Ontology annotation, molecular function: G protein-coupled receptor activity. The record is from RefSeq and is a predicted model, not a curated record. Gene Ontology annotation, biological process: G protein-coupled receptor signaling pathway. Gene Ontology annotation, cellular component: plasma membrane.